Molecule: messenger RNA, 1455 nt
Organism: Dissoconium aciculare CBS 342.82
Lineage: Eukaryota; Fungi; Ascomycota; Dothideomycetes; Mycosphaerellales; Dissoconiaceae
Product: DNase I-like protein
Exons: 1
Coding region: 1-1455 (484 amino acids)
Cellular component (GO): cytoplasm
Molecular function (GO): sphingomyelin phosphodiesterase activity
Source: RefSeq, a predicted model, not a curated record
AUGGCCGACAAUGCCGCCAAUGUCGGCGUUGCUGAUGAGCUGCCCAGCAGCCUCCGCGUCAUUUCGCUGAACUGCUGGGGCCUCAAAUACCUCUCCAAGCAUCGCCAUGCGCGCCUGGUCGAGAUCGGCCGGCGUCUGGCCUCGGCCUCACCCGCCCCUCAAAUCGUCGGUCUGCAAGAAUGCUGGACGCAAGAAGACUUCCACGCGAUCCGCGAUCUGACCAAACACAUCCUGCCGUACGGGAAAUACUACUGGAGCGGCAUCUUCGGCGGCGGCCUCGCCAUCCUCUCCCGCUGGCCGAUCGAGGAGUCGGGCAUGUACCGCUACCCGCUCAACGGACGACCCGCCGCCUUCUACCGCGGCGACUGGUUCGUCGGUAAGGGCGUCGCCUCCGCGCGCAUCCGCCUCGGGCCCGCACGCCGGGACGUCGUCGAGGUCUUCUGCACGCACCUGCACGCGCCGUACGAGAAGGAGCCGAACGACUCGUACCUCUGCCACCGCACGGCCCAGGCCUGGGAGAUCGCCAAGAUGAUGCGCCACGCGGCCGAGCGCGGCCACCUCGUGCUCGGCCUGGGGGACUUCAACAUGCUCCCGCGGAGCCUCGCCCACCAGCUGAUCGAGGCGCACAGCCCCGUCCGUGACAUCUGGCGGCUCGUGUUCCCGGACUCGGCGCUGGGCAGCGCGGAGAACGAGGCCGAGCGGGCGCGCGGGCGGCCGGUGCCCACGGCGCAGGAAUGUCUCGCGGAGCACGGCGCGACGUGCGACAGCGCGUUCAACACCUGGCGGUGGAGCAAGCAGAUGCAAAAGGACCUCGACCGGGGCCGAGACUCGUUCGUGGACCCCCACGCGCCCGAUCGCACCGCCAAACGUCUCGACUACAUCUUCUUCGCGGACAAUGCGGCCGACACGGGACACCGGUGGGACGUGGCGAGCGUCGAGGUCGGCAUGACCGAGCGCCACGCCGAAUUGAAAUGUUCGUUGAGCGACCACUUCUCCAUCGAAACAACCCUGGUGCGCCGGACCCCGGCCGCCGCGACCCAACCACAGAACGGCCAUCCCCAACACACAGAGCGACACGCCGAAACCCCCAUGACGCACCUCCUCGACGUGGACACGUACCGCUCGAUCCAGGACAUGAUCGGCCAAUACAUGCUUCGGGAGCGCAAGCAGCGGAGACUCCGCGAGCGCCACUUCUUCGCGCAGGUCGGGGUUUCGAUCGCGUGUCUCAUCGGAGUCUGGUGGUCGCCGAACUACGUCGCCUUCAUCCUCAUGCUGAUCAGCACGUUGGGCCUGAGCGCGGGCGUCCUCGACGGCCUGAUGGGCUUCCUGUUCGUCAAGGGCGAAUUGCGGGCGUUGAAGGAGUUCCAGUGGGACAUCGACACGGCGGCGGCACGGGCGGAGGGGAGGGAUGCGCGGGGGACGACUGGGAGGGACGACGGCAAGGGUAGUAUCUAG